Populus euphratica (Euphrates poplar) is the source of this 642-nucleotide messenger RNA. RefSeq lists its product as uncharacterized. Lineage: Eukaryota; Viridiplantae; Streptophyta; Magnoliopsida; Malpighiales; Salicaceae. Bases 132 to 455 code for a protein of 107 amino acids. The transcript is spliced from 5 exons. The record is from RefSeq and is a predicted model, not a curated record.
CUUGGUUUCUUGGCACUGAAAUGAUACUCUACAUUUGUGCUAGCUUGUACACAUUAACAUCUUUAGAAUUGGUUGAUUUUUUACGGUAAGAAUUAAUUUUGAGGUAAUGGAAUGAAAGAUUUUUCACCAAAAUGAAGAGGAUGCAUAACUCCCCUUUUGGAAAACAAAGUCGACAAGUUCGUCUUUGCUCGAAGGUUCCACCUUCAAGCAAUAAAAGAAGCUUUUGCGGAGGAAGUGGACCUGGCUACAAUCUUUCCAAUGGGAAGAGCAAUUUGAUGAAGAAGGCAAAAAUGGAUUUUCUGAAGAGUCGCGAGGUGCAAAAUAUUGCCGCCAUGAGGAAAAAUGCUCUGCAAAGGAAUAGCAGUUCGUCUUCCAUGAUGAAGCCACCGGGUAGCUUUCCUGGGAAAAGUUCUGCAUCUUCGAAUCCAGUGAAGUCCCUGGAGAGGAGAUUCUAGAAGCACGAUGCAAUCCAACUCUAUUCUAGCAGCAUAUUGAAUGUAUGAUUUCCUUGCAAUAAGGGCCUUUACUCUUUUUUAUUUUGUGGGUAGAAGCAACAAAUUGAGAUUGAAAUGAUGUAUGUGUCAAUAAUAAGUAGAUGAUAUCUUUCUUUUUUUCCCAUUAUUAUUAUCGCCAUUGCUCUAA